Messenger RNA from Monosiga brevicollis MX1, 150 nucleotides. RefSeq lists its product as uncharacterized. The transcript has a single exon. Gene Ontology annotation, molecular function: GTPase activator activity. NCBI's taxonomy places the organism in Eukaryota, Choanoflagellata, Craspedida, Salpingoecidae. The annotation marks the transcript as partial. The record is from RefSeq and is a predicted model, not a curated record. Gene Ontology annotation, biological process: COPI coating of Golgi vesicle.
GACAUUCCCGGCAACUCGGCAUGCUUUGACUGCGGAACCAGCCCCUCGGAUUGGGCUUCCAUUACGCUGGGCAUUGUGCUUUGCCUUGAAUGUUCUGGGGUACACCGCUCCCUUGGCGUGGGCUGCUCCUUUGUGCGCUCCAGUGAGUAG